Molecule: messenger RNA, 447 nt
Organism: Rotaria sordida
Lineage: Eukaryota; Metazoa; Rotifera; Eurotatoria; Philodinida; Philodinidae
Source: the annotation of a GenBank genome assembly
AUGUAUGUAGCUGACUCUGGUAAUGAUCGUGUGCAACGCUAUGCGCCCAACUCAAACAACGGUACGACUGUUGCUGGAUCAGCAGGUAACGAGGGUAGUGCAACUAACGAGCUACAUCAACCAAUUAGUGUUGUCGUCGACGAUAAUUUUAAUAUGUUCAUUUCUGACAUGGGUAAUAAGAGAGUGGUGAAAUGGGCUGCGAAUACAACAAAUGGUACAAUUUUAAUUGAUGGUAGUAGCAAUGGUGCUGCUAAUGGUCAACUUAAAAAUCCAUAUGGCAUUUUAUUAAUCAAUGAUUCUUCGAAUCAAAUAUAUUUGAGUGAUCAGAGCAAAGAUUAUGUUGGAAUUUGGACAUUCGGAGCAGGUAUCGCCAACACAACAUGGUUUACUGCUAAUGGUACCGAUCUCAACCAACCAACACAGAUUACAAUGGAUCGAUUAGCUUAA